This is a messenger RNA of Rodentolepis nana, 2301 nucleotides long. The record is from the annotation of a GenBank genome assembly. NCBI's taxonomy places the organism in Eukaryota, Metazoa, Platyhelminthes, Cestoda, Cyclophyllidea, Hymenolepididae.
AUGAGCGCGGACGCGGGGUACGGACGCGUGGGCGCGGUGCGAAGUGUGUGUAUCAGAAUGCUAAUCAGCCAGGCACUCUCAUGCACGUGUACACAUCAUUUGCCUUACCUUCACACGCAGGUCGCUUCCACGACGGAUGAUAUGCCCUCGAAGGUUCUGCCCUCUAUCAUCUCAUUCUUCCUGCAUCUCCUCUCUACUCUCCCAUUUCUCCUACUUUUCACCUACCCCUCUAUCUAUGCCUUCCAUGCAAGCACACCAGACGCCCAAAAGACCAAUGUGGUCUUUGUUAUUGACGAGGAAUCUCCAGUAGGCUCUCGAAUUGGCAGUCUGGCAGAGAAGCUUGUUCUCGAUAAUUUCUUACGCGGAGAGGUGAAUUUUGUUCCCUUGACAGAUCUACGAUUGGUGAACUUCAAUCGGACUAAUGGGUUAAUUACAGUGAGACAAAGAAUUGACAGAGAAGGUCUGUGUAAAGAAAUUGGAAUAUGUUGUCCAGGUCAGAGUAUAAUUCCCACCUCUUCUCACUCUACAUUCCACGAUCCGCUCUCCCCUGAUGUGCAGUACUCGGGCUGUGCCAUUAAGAUGUUAGUGAUGGACCAAAGACAGCGAAGCUCUAACACACCGCAAAUAAAUCAGGAACAUCCUCUGAUUCAAGUAAUUAUUUAUGUCAACGAUUUGAAUGACAAUCCUCCCUUCUGGUCUCCUGAUAAACUAGAGCUGGAAGUUCCAGAGCACACAAUGGUUGGUAGAAAGUUCCAGCUUCCCGAGGCUACUGAUCCAGAUCAUGGGCCUGAGCAUACGGUUCAGAAUUAUCGACUAAUUCCAAGUGAACCUCUUGACCAUGAUCCAAAUAUAAGGGGAAUAGCCAGCGAUGCAUUUGAAUUGACCAGUGAACUAAUUGAACGUUCUCCUGGAUCGCCAUAUAAAUUCUCUCUAGGACUGAAGGUGAAAGCUGACCUGGAUCGUGAAAAGCAAUCUGCUUAUUACUUCCUACUCAUAGCUACUGAUGGUGGCUCACCACAACUUACCGGAACUCUAAGUGUGAUUGUCCGAAUUACUGAUAUUAACGACCAGACACCGUACUUUCGACAAAAUAAUCCCUCAGUUGAAAUUUCGGAGAAUAUAUCGCCGGGAACGCAGAUAUUCACAGCUGUAGCCCUGGAUGACGACCCAUCCGAUGCAAACCGUCUGGAAUAUAAAAUUGGUUUAACUGCGUCCGCCGAGGUUCAACGACUUUUCGCCAUUGACAGUCGAACAGGUGCGGUGAGUGUUUCCGGAGAAGUAGACUAUGAAUCUGCACCUAUUCUACCCAGUAGAGAUGUAAAAGAUUCAAUGUAUAGCGGUAGCAACGAAUACGGGUACAUUAUUCCAAUUGAAGUUACAGACCAAGCUCAUAUUGCCGAAACAAAACUCCGAGUCCAUGUCCUAAAUGCAAACGACAAUCACCCAGUUAUUUCCAUUCAAUCACCUCUACAGAAUUCCGCUUCCAAAGGGGAAUUCUAUAUUCGCGAAGAUGCACCGGUUGGAACUUUAGUUGCUACUAUAACUAUCUCCGAUGCUGACGAGCGAAGUGGUGUUGAUCCCAGCUUUAGCAAUAGACAACCUGACUGUAAGGCAAAUAACAACGCCUAUUUUACUGUGGAGAAACUGCAUCCAACAAUGCGAAAUUUUUUCAAACUCGUUGCUUCUAAGCCCUUGGACCACGAAACUAAAAGCACCCAUGGAAUUACGAUCACCUGCUAUGACUCCGGACAGCCAGUUCUCGAUACCAAGAUGCACAUCACUGUGCGCUUGGAAGAUGUGAAUGAUUCGCCACCAGUCUUUGAAAAAUCUAUUUACUAUGCUCGCAUCAGUGAAGGUCUUCCUGUUCAUACUCCAAUUAUUAAAAUACAUGCCUCCGAUGCGGACACGGGGGAGAUGGGUGACGUGCGCUAUAGAUUCCUGGGGAAAGUUCAUCAAAUGGACUACGAUCCACUGGUUAUUCUAGACGAGAAGACUGGACAAAUAAGGAGUGGUAAAAUGUUUGAUCGAGAGGUGAUGAAAUCAUUUAACUUCACAGUCGAGGCCGUAGAUUGCGGAGGUGAAAAUAAGUCAUCAUGCGGAGGGCGGGUGAAUACUGCGACAGCUGAAGUUAUUGUCCAAAUUGAAGAUAUCAAUGACUGUGCCCCAGAAUUUGACCAACAGUCCUAUGAAUUCACCAUUCAGGAAUGCCAUAUUUCCAAAAUUUUGGUGAGUAGGCCAAUUUUGUUCCAUACGUUAUUAUUACUUUUACUCAUGUGCAAGUUGACAAGACCAUGCAAGUGA